Messenger RNA from Penicillium lagena, 5139 nucleotides. RefSeq names its product histidine kinase-like ATPase domain-containing protein. The transcript is spliced from 3 exons. The coding region runs from base 1 to 5139 and encodes 1712 amino acids. The record is from RefSeq and is a predicted model, not a curated record. NCBI's taxonomy places the organism in Eukaryota, Fungi, Ascomycota, Eurotiomycetes, Eurotiales, Aspergillaceae.
AUGACUGGGCUGGUGGCAGACAACAUGGCGAUGAAUGUGGACUUUAACGCGCUUAAGGCGCGGACGAUGGGCUCGGGCGCUGAUGAGGAAGCGGUGACGGUCGAUACAAGAGGUCUCAUCUCCAAGGUCCUGGCUCGCUAUUCAGGGAAAUGGACCGUUCUGCGCGAGAUGAUCCAGAAUGCCGCCGAUGCCAACGCCACCAAGGUGACGAUCAAGUUCGAGACCCUCCCAUCUACCACGGUGCCUUCGCCCUCGUCAACCGACCCGACGGCCCUCGUUAAGCACACAAUAGCCAACCACACCCUCCGUCGCCUUUUAGUAUCCAACAAUGGUCUUCCAUUCAGUGAAAAGGACUGGGCAAGAUUGAAGCGCAUCGCAGACGGAAAUCCCGAUGAGACCAAGAUCGGGGCGUUCGGCGUUGGAUUUUAUAGUGUCUUUGAUGACUGUGAAGAGCCAUUUGUAUCAUCUGGAAACCAGGCCAUGGCCUUCUACUGGAAGGGAAAUGCGCUCUUUACCCGUCGGUUGGACUUGGGCGAGGCUACUAGCCAGGAUACCACCUUUGUCUUGGAUUAUCGCAACGAUUCAUCUCCCGUCCCAUCAUUGAUGCAGCUGUGCCAAUUCUUGUCGAGCAGUCUUACCUUUGUCAGUCUUCAAGAGAUUGAGCUGUGGCUCGAUGAUUGGAACCUGUUGCGAUUAUCGAAAAAGACGGCACCCAGCGUCAAUGUCGCCAUUCCCAGAGAUAUCGAAACGAAGACCGCUGAAGGCAUGAUGAAGAUUGCUGGAGUCACCCGUGAGAUUGCGCAAGUUGAUGCUUCCUGGAUGCGAAUUGUUGAGUGGAACCCCCAUGCGAGUGUGUUCCGACUUGAGAACAUCCGCGACACGACAAACUCUCUGCGUAGCUUUUUCUCGAAAUUCACGAAUCAGGGUGGAUUAGAGAAACCAUCACUGGCCGAGAAACCAGAACGACAGGAGGACACGGGAAAUAUGACCUCGAUGAUGACGGCGUCGGUAUUUCUGCAUAUCAAUACUGCCUCCAUUCAACCCUCCAUCAGCAGUUCGCUGAGCAAGGAGCUGGAAAGAGCCACGCGCAAGCCCCCACCGAAGAGAGCAACCAUUGCUAUCUUGACUCCUUCUUAUGAUGCCAACCUCGCAACGGAUGCGUUAUCGUCCCAGUCCGAGAUCCUCAGCUCGAUCCUACCUUCAAAGGCCGGAAGGGUCUUUAUUGGCUUUCCCACUCAACAGACCACCGGACUGAAUGCUCAUGUCUCCGCACCCUCCGUUAUCCCAACCGUCGAGCGAGAGAGUAUCGACCUCAACACACGAUAUAUCAGCAAGUGGAACCUGGAAAUGCUGCGUGCAGUGGGUAUCACCUGCCGCAUUGCUUGGUCGGCAGAAAUGGCCACGAUCAAGUCCAAGCUGUCUUCGAAGUCAAAAAUCCGGAAGGACGAUAUUGUUGAUGUACUUCCCGAGGCGAUCCAUACUGCCAAUCAGUUCGCAUUCCGUGAAUCUACCCCAUCAUCUACACUGGGACAGACAAUCGAGGAUGCAUUCUGGAUGUGCAACAAAAACGCAUCCAUCGAGGUUCUCUCCACAUGCGGUGUGAUUCCCAGCCAUCAGACACGACUAGCGCCCAAAGAUCUCAGCUUCAUGGACUCCAUUCCAGCUUUGCCAGAUGAGUUUGUGCUCAAGGCGAAAGAUUUUGUGAAGCGACUGACAGACUUUGGAUUGGUCACGGAAAUAACGGUCUCUGAUAUCAAACGUGAGCUCGAGUCUAGUACUCUUCGUUCAAAUCAGGUUGUUGAAUUCCUGUCGUGGCUGGGCCGUAAGACUAUUACCGGACAACUUGAUGGGAUGUCUGUCCAGAGUCUUUUACGUGUUGCGGUAGCGAACGAGGAAGACAAAGACGGCCACCCUACAAGACUGCGCAUUCCGGCAGACUUACCUAUACCUUCAAGCGUUGUACCUUUCCAUUUUGCAAAGUCGAUUAGCAAACAAGAGCUCGAGGCACUUGGUUGGACCGAACUCCAAAUUGUUCCUUGGCUUCGCUGGCUGAUCAACAAUGCUGGAAACCGCAGCAUCCUUCCAGCUGAUCAAGAUAUCACUCAAACGGCAUCUUUUGCUGGACAAGUUUUGCCCGUGUUGUCACGGCAGUGGGACCACCUGAGCCAGUCUUCGAAGCAGACAGUUGUCAAUACACUGCAAGAGACCGUUAUACCGACUAAGUUGGGAAUGAAGCAGCCGCAGCAGACAUACUUUGCUUCUGUGCGCCUUUUCGACGAUCUGCCUGUCGUGCAUGGUCUGAAUAGUGUCAAGGAGAAGUUCUUGUUAGCCCUUGGAGUUCGCAAAACCGUAGAACUGGGCGUGAUCUUUGAUCGCCUCAUCAACACGCCCACUUCUAACGAUGCGAAGGGACCACCAUCACGGAAAUGGAACCACGUUGAUCUCAUACGAUACCUCACCUCAGUCAGCGACGACAUUCCUGCCAAUGAUAUUCACCGACUGAAGAAUACAAGUAUUUGCACCGCCGAAAACCAAGAUAUCCGAUACAAAAUCUGCGAGCUCUAUGAGCCGAAAGACUCUCUUCGGAGCCUCGGGCUGCCUGUGAUUGACUGGCCAGGUAUCUACACAAGUGGCAGCAAAGAAGGCCAAUUUCUGAAGAUGAUGGGGCUGAAGAGCUAUCCGCCAGGCUCUGAACUCGUACGUCUCAUGACAACAGAUCAUGCCGAGAAGGACGGUCGUCAUGGCAAAGCCCUGUCAUACUUCAUCAACGAGUAUUACACGAACGGCUAUGCUUCAUUUGAUGCCAGUGCAGUCACCAUCCCUUUUCUACCUAUUGAGGGGAAGCAGAACCUCAGCAUUCCACGAAAAUGCUUCACGGACGAAGGUGCUGCGUUAUUUGGUUUUGAUAUCCUCCGGAAACACCUGCACCCACACGCCUCCAAACUGGGCGUCAAAGCCCAUCCCCCCAUGGCGGACUGUCUCCACGUGCUCAUCCGCCAUCCUCCCACCACCCAAAAAGAUGCCCGGGUGAUGUUCAAAUACCUAGCGAGCAGGGCUACAGAUCUCAGUUCCGCUGAUACGGAGCGCGUCAGCAAUGCAGCGAUUAUCCCAAUACCCACAAAUCAACGGUCAGAGAAAGGUUCUCGGACUCGCCUUGUGACUCCAAGACUCUGUUAUCUUGGAGAUGGAGAGGACUACAAAGGCAUCUUUGACUUUGUGGACUUUGGUCAAGAAGCCAACCUUUUCCUGAUGGCCGUCGGCUCGAAACAGGAACCUACCAAGACCGAGAUUGCAAGGAUGCUGGUGAAAGAACCAGCUCGCAUCUCCGCCGCGUUCCAGAGUUCAGAGAAGUAUCUCAUGCUUUUAAGGACACUCGCAGAGCAUAUGUCGGUUCUCAAGAAGGACAGGGAGUUGUUCAGCGAGAUGAAGAGAGCGGCCUUCCUUAUGGCUAGCCGAGAUAUUCCAUCUCAAAAGCUUGGUGGCAAGGAAAAGUCGGCCGAUCCGGAGCUUUUGGAAGACGAUCUGGAUAUCAGGGAAUGGAAUUUGACUGCCGCCAAGGACAUUGUCGUGGUGGAUGACUUCCAAAGCUUCAACCUCUUCAAAGAGCAUAUCCUCGCUGCGCCACAGGAGGAAACCUUGGAAAACUUCUAUACUGCUCUUGGAGCUGUUCCGCUAAGCAGUCUUGUGGAAGAACAGGCCCGCUUCGGUGGCGUGGCCACUGACCAGACCCAAGGAGUCAAACUAAAGAAGGUGAUCCUUGAACGCACACGGCUCUUCCUGCAUGACCAGCCCUCGGAUGCAAUCAACACCAGGGCUCGGUCUUUGGAGGAUUGGUUCAGCGUGCAGGUGGUGAAUUCGAUCACCUUGACGCGUUCUCUUAAGGGUCGACGAGUGUCUCACACCCAAAAACGAAACGCCAUUGUCGCCCGACUGUCCACGAAUAUGGGUCUGUGCAUCUGUCCCGGUAAACUUGACCUGUAUGAGAUCAGCCAGUCGCUCGUCCAUUUGCUUUUGAGGCGCCCAAAGCUCCACUCAACUCUAACUUUGGAAAUGCUCCUGAAGACGGAUCUUCUGGAAUUGCGAGCUCGUGGUUACAAUGUGGAACGCAUUCUCAGGCAAAAGGCCCAUGAAGCGCGGAUCGCUGAGGAUAAGCGACAGAAACAGCUGGAAGAGGAGCGGCGUGUUAUCCAGGAGAAGGAGGCCGCCUGGGAAGCAGCUCGUGCUCAGCGUACCGAAGCCGACCAGCCCGAGGAGCAGAGACAAAAUUCGAUGCCGGGAUUAUUUCCCGAAUCACCUAGCAACAACAAGAUUGCCCCGGUUGAGGCGCAUGCGGUGCCGCCGGCCCCCAUUCCAGAUCGACCUAGCGGCAGCUUGUUUGCCAAUCUCACGAAGCGGUUUGGUUUGGACAGAUCCAGUUCCGAACAGUCGCGCUCGCUGCUCCCUGAAACCUCUACGCCUCCACCGCCACCGCCAUACUCGACGACCGACCCACAGAAUCCCCAGGGCACGCGCCCGGAACAGCCCGCGAAUGUCAGUUCUCCCCAUCAACUUCAUAAUCAGCUGCUGUCAGCUGUCCAGGCCUGCCGGCCUCACGGUUCGUCCGACGUUUUCUCCCGACCGGAAACCAACCAAAUCACCGAAAGCAAGUCGUACUGUGACGAGCGACCGAGCCACGACCUGGAGUUCGUCGCCACCCUCCCGAGCGGCGUGAACGUGCUGUUCGUGAAAACCGUCCCCGAGCGAUCUGCUUUCCUCGCUCAACACCGCGCGGGCAUCAACAUGUUCGCAUCGGUGGUUCUCGACUGCGCGUCUAUCUUCUCGAUGCGCGCCGACACCCUGAGCAUCUUCUAUGAUCCCGGUGGCAAGACCAUCGCAUUCAACCGGGCGGGCAGUGUGUUUUGCAACUACUUCUACUUCCAACAGUUACAUGAGCAAGCCCUGCUCCAGAGCCCGAACCCAAACCGCACUGACGCCAUCGUGUACUGGUGGGUGAUUCUGUGUCAUGAGCUGGCGCACAAUCUAGUCGAGGAUCACAGCUCGGCGCACAGCUACUACACCGAGGGCUUUGUGGCCCAGUAUUUCCCCAAGGUGGCGGUCAAGCUGGCUGCGCUGCAGACUUCGCCAUCUUCGUUGCUAUAG